GUGUGAGAGAGAGAGAGAGAGACAGGGAGAGAGACAGAGUGAGGCGUGUCUGUUUAAAAAAACCACUCCACUAUCCUGCUUGGCUGUCCACUUCAUUCCAUUGGAGAGUUUGGCAACGGCUCUUUUAGUUCAGGCCUGAGGGGUGUGGAGCAAUCCUGUUUCUGUAUUUAAAGACUUGUGCAGCAGAUUUGUUGGUUGAAUUUGAGCAAAAUUUUGUCAUCAUAAUGGCUUCAACACUAGACGAGAAAAGGAAAUCAACUUUGAAGGAUAUUGCCAACAAGCUCCGAGUGCACAGCAUCAACUCCACCACUGCUGCCAACUCGGGACAUCCAACAUCAUGCUGUUCUGCUGCAGAGAUCAUGUCUGUGCUUUUCUUCAACACCAUGAGAUACAGCACCAGCGAACCACGUGACCCUAACAGUGACCGCUUCAUCAUGUCAAAGGGUCACGCUGCUCCCAUCUUGUAUGCAGCCUGGGCUGAAGCUGGGGUAGUCAACGUAGAUGACCUUAACAACCUCCGGAAGAUUGACUGCUUACUUGAAGGACAUCCUACACCUAGACUGUCCUUUGUAGAUGUGGCAACUGGUUCACUGGGGCAGGGCCUGAGUGUGGCUGCUGGCAUGGCUUAUACUGGCAAAUACUUUGACAAGGCUGACUACCGCACUUAUUGCAUGGUCGGAGACGGUGAGAGCGCAGAGGGAUCGAUUUGGGAAGCUUGUGCAUUUGCCAGCUACUAUAAACUGGACAAUCUUGUGACUAUCUUUGACGUCAACCGCCUUGGUCAGAGUCAACCAACGUCUCUCGGCCAUGAGUUGGAAGUCUACCAGAAGAGACUUGAAGCAUUUGGGAUGCAUACUAUUGUUGUGGAUGGUCAUGAUGUUGAGGAACUGAACAAAGCCUUCUAUGAAGCUUCUAUUACCAAGGGCAAACCCACUGCCGUUGUUGCAAAGACAUUCAAAGGCCACGGCUGUCCAGGUGUGGCAGAUCUUGAUAAUUGGCAUGGAAAGGCUCUUGGUGCCAAGACAGAGGAAGCACUGAAUGCUAUCAAGGCUCAAAUUAAAAAUCCUGGACCACACGGUAUCACCAUUCCUGCUCCUGCAAGCUCUUGUGCCCCUACUGACCUGAAAAGUGUUCGUCUGAGUGAUCCUCCCAGUUAUCAACCUGGGGAUAAGGUUGCAACCCGUGUAGCUUAUGGUACAGCUCUUGUCAAACUGGGUAAAACCCUGCCCAAUGUAGUGGCCUUGGAUGGGGACACCAAGAACUCUACCUUUGCCAUCACCUACAAGAAUGCCUUCCCAGACAGGUUUGUUGAGUGCUUCAUUGCAGAGCAGAAUCUUGUCGGUGUGGGGAUUGGCUGCGCCUGUCGUGAUCGCAAUGUGGUGUUUGUGAGCGCCUUCGCUUGUUUCCUGUCUAGGGCUUACGAUCAGGUCCGCAUGGGUGCCAUCUCCCAGACCAAUGUCAACUUUGUUGGUUCUCAUUGUGGUGUCUCUAUUGGUGAGGAUGGACCAUCUCAGAUGGCUCUGGAAGACAUCGCUAUUUUCCGUGCCAUCCCGACCUGUACGGUAUUCUACCCCAGUGAUGCAGUCUCCUGCGAACGUGCUAUUGAGUUGGCUGCAAAAGUUCCAGGUAUCACAUUCACCCGCACGAGCCGCCCAGCCACCACCAUGCUCUAUGGCAACGAUGAAGCCUUUGAGAUUGGAAAGGCUAAGGUGGUACGUCAGACAGCUGAUGACAAAGCAGUCCUUGUGGGAGCAGGAAUCACCCUCCAUGAGGCCCUGGCUGCUGCUGAUCAACUCAAGGCAGAGGGUAUCAAUGUCACUGUGGUGGAUCCUUUCACUAUCAAACCCAUAGAUGGCGCUACACUCAGAGCAUGUGCCAAGGCUGCUGGUGGACUCAUACUGACAGUUGAAGAUCAUUACUCUGAAGGUGGUUUGGGUGAAGCUGUAGCUGGAGCCGUAGCCACUGAUUCAGGCAUCACGGUGCACCGUCUGGCUGUCAAGGGAGUCCCACGCAGUGGACCCUCAAAGGCUCUCCUUGACAUGUUUGGCAUCAGUGCAUCCUGCAUCUUCAAGAAAGUCAAGGAGAUAUUAGCCUAAAGAUGAGACUGAUGUCAUUACUUGUACAUUUCACUCUUCACCCCCCCCUUUCCUUUUCUGUGUAGUUCCUUGUAGGGUGAGUGUACUUGGUGAUCAGUCCACCUAGGUGACUUGUCCAUCUAUACAAGUCACACAUCCCUACUAUUUUCACAAAUUAUGAGCUGAUCCAUUGAAAUAGGAUGAAGAUAUUAAUCAAAGAGAAAGCUAGGAGUUGGAAUAAUUGUCAGAAAGGCAUGAUAUAUGUAUGGAAUGCAGUCAUGCUUUUACUUUGAGUAAUAUAUUCAUUUUCACGCUCCUAGAGUUGCUUGAUAUAAUUACAAAUGUUUUCACAUUAAGAGCUGAACCCCUGAACAGUUAUUCUAUUCACAUUGCCAAUAUCUCUGAGAUUUUAAACAAAAGAAUUAUAAAUUUAAAGGGGAAUCCAACCCAAAUAAAUACUUGUUUUUAUAAGGAAAAGAAAAAUCAGACAAGUUGAUUGGUGAAAGUUUGAACAAUAUUGGACAAAUAACAAGAAAGUUAUGAAUUUUUAAAAGUUGUAAAUAUUGGUAAUCACUAUACCCAUGGAGACCUCAAAUUGGCCGCAUAUGGGAUGUCAUAGUGAUGUAAGGCAAGGACUACUCUUCCAUGUACUCCAAUACAUAUAAUGGCUAAAAUGUCAUUUCCCCCAAAAGUUUUAUUUCAAAUUAUAUUUUUCUUUCAUGAGGAUAUGAAACAAUAUACUUCCUGGGUUAUAUUUAGAUUACUGCCCCAGGGGAAUGGGUACUUAGGAGAAAACCACAAAUCGCUGAUAAUAAAGUACAUGGCCUAUGGGAAAGUUGUCCUUGCCCCUUGUCAUAAUUUACUUACCAAGUUGCCAAUUUGAAAUCUACAUAGUAUCAGUGAUCUCAAUUUUAAAGCAGCUGUAACUUUCUUAUUGCUUGUCCGAUUUCUUUCAAACUUUCACCAUUCUGUUUAAUUUAUUUUUCUCCUCCCCAACACAACAUAUUAUGGCCAAGGCUGGAUUCCCCUUUAAGAUAUUCAUUGCAUCUCCAUGUAUUUGAAAAUAUGCAAAGUAUCCUCACCUGUAGCUGACCUACCUGCUAUGUAAAAAGAUGAUGAUACUUGGAAAAUUUAAUCGUAAUGGAUGAUGCUUAUGAAUUUGAUCAACAUAAUCUUUUCUUUAUCACUUUCUACAAGUAAGAAGAUCAUGUAUUUUAGGAGUACUUUCAAAGAAAAUAUCCAAGUACAAGAA
Molecule: messenger RNA, 3327 nt
Organism: Lytechinus pictus (painted urchin)
Lineage: Eukaryota; Metazoa; Echinodermata; Echinoidea; Temnopleuroida; Toxopneustidae
Product: transketolase-like protein 2
Exons: 11
Coding region: 225-2096 (623 amino acids)
Molecular function (GO): transketolase activity; thiamine pyrophosphate binding
Source: RefSeq, a predicted model, not a curated record